Messenger RNA from Cucumis melo (muskmelon), 1702 nucleotides. RefSeq names its product squamosa promoter-binding-like protein 13A. The transcript is spliced from 3 exons. Gene Ontology annotation, cellular component: nucleus. Lineage: Eukaryota; Viridiplantae; Streptophyta; Magnoliopsida; Cucurbitales; Cucurbitaceae. Gene Ontology annotation, molecular function: DNA binding. The record is from RefSeq and is a predicted model, not a curated record. The coding region runs from base 377 to 1411 and encodes 344 amino acids.
CAAUUUGGAGAAAGAAAUGAGAAAAACAAAACUCCCUUGAAACCUCAAAAUUCAUUUGCUUUUUUUUUUUUUUUUUUAAAUCAAAAAGGGAUUAGGGAAAUGAAAAUUUUGGGUAUAAUUAAUUAAAAAUGCUUUGGGAUUUCAUAUUCCUCCCAAAGCUUUCCAUCAAAAUUUCCUUCAUUUAGUUGUGUUCUACUACUACAUACAUACCCCAAGCAGUGUCCUCCUGUCUCUUUUAUAUCAUCCAACCAUUCUCUAUCCCCUUUCACUCUUUUUUCUAUUUCUUUUUUUAAUUCAAAAGGCGAAAAAGACCCAUUUCAAGACUUGGGCAUGUUCAAUUGGAGUGAAGGAGGCAGAAAUCCAACAAGUCUUGUUUAUGGAUUGGGUUUGGGGAAAGUUUUCUGGAGAACCCAAUUUUCCGGAAAACAAGCAGAACCCACCCUCCAGUUUCUCUGACUCGAUUGGCUCCAACAAGGGUUCCAGUCAAGAAAGUUCUUCCUCUCAUGGAUCCUCUAAAAGGACUCGAUUACUCCAUGGGAACCAAAACCAGACGUGUUUGGUGGAUGGAUGUGACACUGACCUCACCAAUUGCAAGGAUUAUCAUCGACGCCAUAGGGUAUGCGAUUCUCACUCCAAAACCCCUGUUGUGAUGGUGAGAGGAGAGGAGAAACGAUUCUGUCAACAGUGUAGCAGAUUCCAUUCGCUUGGUGAGUUUGAUGAGGUGAAGAGGAGCUGUAGGAAGCGGCUUGAUGGGCAUAAUCGACGUAGGAGGAAGCCUCAGCCUGAAUCACUGUUUAUGAGUUCAAGGGAUUUUCUGUCAAAUUGUAAAGGUCCAAUUGUGCUGCAGUUCAGUGAUCAACAGAUUCAUCAUGUGUCCGAUGAAAUUGGUAGGAGUUUAUGGCCUGUUAGGACUGAAGGUGAAAAGAAAUCUUCAGUGGUUCCAUCAAAUUCCUCUGCUUACUUCAGUUAUGGAAGAGGAGACAACAAAGAGUUGCCAUUUUUCCUGCAUAAAAAUGGCAAAAGACAAAGCAAGCAAAUGGUUUCUUCUCAGCUGUCUUUUAAUCAGCAACUUCCUGAUGUAAUCUCUCAGGGUAGCGAGGUGGACAACCAGAAACCAGUGACCACCGAUACUUCGCCCGAGGAUUCGGGUUGUGCUCUCUAUCUUCUGUCAUCACGCACGGUGCAAGCUCACUCAGAUGCUGGCUUGAGCUCUUUGGUUCAGUCCCAUCUGAGUGUUCCAGUCCAAACACAUGAGACUGAGCUGCAUUUCAGUAGUCUAAGUGACUUCUCUGGCUCCUUUGAUUCCAAGGACAAGCCUGUUUCUUCUCAGUUGGGUCUUGAAAUGGAAGAAGAAUCUGAUGGCUUGUUCCAAAAUGAGGCUCCACAUAAGUUUCCCAUUUCUUGGGAGUAGUUUGCUUCAACGAACUUGUCUGUUUUAUUUUUAUGGCUUUAGUCCAAGACUUUUGAAUUUGAACUUUUGUGUUCUGUGAUUGUAGACAGCAAAUGUAUUUUGCUGGUUUGUUUUCUCAGUUUCCGUGACUGCUUUGACAUUAUCAUUUACACUGGGAUUCACCUCCGCAUUGUGAGCACGUUACAAUAUCUUUCGUGCCAUUUUGUAACACCUACGGCGAGGGAUCCUAGUGAUGAAUUAUUGUUCUGUUCGUCUUCUAGACUUGUUUUUCGAAUCAUGUUUUCUUUGCAA